This is a messenger RNA of Gekko japonicus, 746 nucleotides long. RefSeq names its product interleukin-2 receptor subunit alpha-like. Gene Ontology annotation, biological process: inflammatory response. Bases 46 to 720 code for a protein of 224 amino acids. NCBI's taxonomy places the organism in Eukaryota, Metazoa, Chordata, Lepidosauria, Squamata, Gekkonidae. The transcript is spliced from 6 exons. The record is from RefSeq and is a predicted model, not a curated record. Gene Ontology annotation, molecular function: interleukin-2 binding; interleukin-2 receptor activity.
GUGAAGGAGAGAAAACUCCUGCCCUCUUAAGACCAUUAAAAAGACAUGAACCGCUUUUGGCUGGGAUUGCUUGUUCUGAUGUGGAGAACUUUCCAAUCCACUGAAGGGGCCAGAGACAGAUGCCCCUCUCCUCUGGCCGUUGACUUUGCCGAAUUCUUUGCGGAGUCGUAUCAGGUUGGCACCCAGGUGAAGUACAAAUGCGAUCAAGGGUACAAGAGGCCGAGCGGGCAGGGCUGGACCAUUAAAUGCAACCCCGACCGGGACGGUUUCGGGCGGUGGAGCUCCGUGACAUGCGUAGUGGAUCCGAGCCUGUCUCUUCGUCCUUCAACACAGCCUGUGACACGAGUUGGGGAGGAGAGUGGGAGGACGGACGGCCCCCUAACCACAGCCCAGCCUUUUAUGAAAGUAGGUUUCUGUAGGGUCCUCAAAUCCCCCAAGCAUGUCAAGGCUGUGUCGACGACCUACGCAGUGGGGCAGGAACUGCAGUACCGGUGCAUGGAUGGAUACCAAGCCAGGAGUCCUAUCUCUGAAAAGAGCACCUGUCAGAGUUCCAACGGAAAAACUGUUUGGAGCACGAUACAUCUACGGUGUACAAAUGACACCCUGCCCAUAGACGAGGACAUCACCCCUGAAAUAGGCAUAUCUAUCGGAGGACACUCACAUGUCUCCAAUUUUGCAGUUGUUUUUGCAGUCACUGUGAUGGCUACGGUUGUCAUCUGAUGAAGAGCGGCCUUAAGAAAUCUGUG